Messenger RNA from Plodia interpunctella (Indianmeal moth), 2719 nucleotides. RefSeq names its product Dopamine transporter (gene DAT). Lineage: Eukaryota; Metazoa; Arthropoda; Insecta; Lepidoptera; Pyralidae. The coding region runs from base 155 to 2014 and encodes 619 amino acids. Gene Ontology annotation, molecular function: dopamine:sodium symporter activity. The transcript is spliced from 12 exons. The record is from RefSeq and is a predicted model, not a curated record. Gene Ontology annotation, biological process: dopamine uptake involved in synaptic transmission; sodium ion transmembrane transport. Gene Ontology annotation, cellular component: neuron projection; presynaptic membrane; neuronal cell body membrane.
GGCCGCGUAGCGCACGCCCCCGCUACGACGCCGCCGUCGACUACGGCCCACGCCCGCGCCGCGCUCACUCUGCCUCGGGCACCGCGCCGCGCGGACAUGGCGCCACUUCUCCGCCCGCCGAGCCGCACGGUGUGGCGACUUCGUGUCGGGUAACAUGGCGCUGAAGACGCCGACGCCGGGCGCCGGCCAGCGCGAGACCUGGGGCAAGAAGGUGGACUUCUUGCUGUCAGUCAUCGGGUUCGCGGUCGACCUCGCCAACGUAUGGCGCUUCCCGUAUCUCUGCUACAAGAAUGGCGGAGGUGCGUUUCUGGUGCCGUACUGCAUCAUGCUGGUGGUGGGCGGCAUCCCGCUGUUCUACAUGGAGCUGGCCCUGGGCCAGUUCCACCGGAAGGGCGCCAUCACCUGCUGGGGGCGACUCGUCCCACUCUUCAAAGGUAUCGGGUACGCCGUGGUCCUGAUCGCCUUUUACGUGGACUUCUACUACAACGUAAUCAUCGCGUGGGCUCUGCGCUUCUUCUUCGCCUCCUUCACCACCAUGCUGCCCUGGACCAACUGUAACAACGAAUGGAACACCCCCGCCUGUCGACCGUUUGAAGUGAUAUCGGAAGCCGCCCUGAACAAGACCUCGCAACGCAACUCGUCCCUCCUCCCUGCAGAAACUACCCCCUUCACAUCCGCUGCUUCUGAAUAUUUCAACCGAGCUAUUUUGGAGUUGCAAGGGAGUGAGGGUCUCCACGAUUUGGGUGCGAUCAAGUGGGACAUGGCUUUGUGCCUGUUGGCCGUCUAUAUCAUUUGUUACUUUUCCCUGUGGAAAGGCAUCAGUACUUCCGGCAAGGUGGUGUGGUUUACAGCUUUAUUUCCUUACGCGGUGCUGUUGAUUCUUCUCGUGCGCGGCAUCACUCUCCCGGGCUCAGCGAAUGGCAUCAAGUACUAUCUUAGUCCCAACUUCGAGGCUAUCACACAACCACAGGUGUGGGUGGACGCGGCAACUCAAGUCUUCUUCUCCCUUGGACCUGGAUUCGGUGUGCUUUUGGCUUACGCAUCGUACAACAAAUACCACAAUAAUGUGUAUAAGGACGCGAUCCUAACCAGCGUGAUAAAUUCGGCGACCUCUUUCGUGGCUGGUUUCGUCAUCUUCAGCGUUCUGGGCUACAUGGCGCAGGCGUCAGGCCGCGAAGUGCAGGACGUCGCCACUGAGGGGCCAGGGCUUGUCUUUGUGGUGUACCCCGCGGCUAUCGCGACCAUGCCUGGUUCCACCUUCUGGGCGUUGAUCUUCUUUAUGAUGCUACUAACUUUAGGCUUGGACAGUUCUUUUGGCGGUUCGGAAGCAAUAAUAACAGCUCUGAGCGACGAGUUCCCCCUGAUUGGGCAUCACCGGGAGAUCUUCGUCGCUUGUCUCUUCACGUUAUACUUCAUUGUGGGGCUCACGUCGUGUACCAAGGGAGGGUUCUACUUCUUCCAACUGCUGGACCGGUAUGCUGCGGGGUACUCCAUACUGGUCGCUGUGUUCUUUGAGGCUAUUGCUGUUUCAUGGAUCUAUGGCACAGAGAGAUUUUGCGAAGAUAUCCGCGACAUGAUCGGCUUCCGACCUGGCGUUUACUGGCGAGUCUGCUGGCGGUUCGCUGCUCCAGCCUUCCUCCUCUUCAUCAUUGCUUACGGUCUCCUGGAUUAUGAACCUCUGCAGUACGAGAGCUACGUGUACCCGGGUUGGGCCAACGCGCUGGGUUGGGCCAUAGCUGGGUCGAGCGUCAUGUGCAUUCCAACUGUGGCCAUUUAUAAGAUCUUGACGACCAAAGGCAGUUUUGGAGAGCGUCUGCGCAUCCUAACGACACCGUACGCGGACACAGAAAGCAUCGGAGCAGUUCACAAUGGAUUGGUAGUCUCAGAAAGUGGCGGAGUUCGACUGGCUUCUACUGUCCACACCCCCACUACCCCGCAACCCCCGGCUACAACCCCCCCUCUGUCCACCCCCGCCGCUCCCCCUCCCUUAGCUACGUUCCCCGCACUCGUCUGAGCUCAGCUUUCCUUUGACGUGUACUACGUCUAACUCUGUUUCUUCGGUUAACGGAAAAUCGAACAAUGACCGACGAUUUUAUUUUCGCGACUAUCCUGCUCAUACGAAGGUUUUUACGCUUUGGUACCUAAGUAUUUAUUUUGGGGCAUUGUCCGAUUUUCUUUUUGACUAAGAAACGGUGUAUAUAUUUUGAGAUGUAAUUUAGUAUUGUACUCCCAAAGUCUGCUUCUUAUAUUCCCGCUCUUUUUGGUAAAGAAUAUAUUAUCUUAUAAUAUUUUUAUUGUAUGUAAUGAAAAUCGUAUUAUAUUAAAAAUAUCGUAACAUGUGGGUAAUAAUUGGAUGAGAAGGGUUGUUAUUGCUGAGCAAGAUUUAACAUUAUAUCUUCAGACACCUUUUACCCAUGACUUUUCUAAUUUAAUAUAUUAUUUUGAGUAUUUUUAUGUGUAGAAAAUGUACAUUUAAUGUUUGGGAUUUCUUGACAGUUUAUUGAUUAAGAAAAGUUGUCCGUCGCUUGAAGGUAUGUAGUUUAUUUGAAUUUAAGUUAAGAAAGAACGUAAGUAGUAGUUAAGGUCUAUGAUUGUAUAUUAUUUAUAGAUAUACUUAUUAUGAAUAUUAAACUGUGCUUACAAAAAUAUAAACAAAAAAAGAGAGCUCGUGAUUUGGGGUUUAGAUGUAAAUAAAUAUCUAAAUAUUUCAAUUUGACAA